This is a messenger RNA of Protomyces lactucae-debilis, 1784 nucleotides long. RefSeq names its product cytoplasmic aspartate-tRNA ligase Drs1. The transcript has 2 exons. Bases 195 to 1658 code for a protein of 487 amino acids. Gene Ontology annotation, biological process: aspartyl-tRNA aminoacylation. The record is from RefSeq and is a predicted model, not a curated record. Gene Ontology annotation, cellular component: aminoacyl-tRNA synthetase multienzyme complex; cytoplasm; cytosol. Gene Ontology annotation, molecular function: ATP binding; aspartate-tRNA ligase activity; RNA binding. Lineage: Eukaryota; Fungi; Ascomycota; Taphrinomycetes; Taphrinales; Protomycetaceae.
AGCAAAGCAAUGGAGAAUGUUCAGCCAGUGCGGAAGGCAAGCCAUUGACCAAGAAUGCCCUUAAAAAGCUUGAAAAGGAGCGAGCCAAGGCUGCAAAGCAAAAGGAAGUCGCUGACCGACUCGCAGCAGAAAAGGCAGCACGCGAUGCAGCGGCAAAGCAGGAUGUGGCCAAGGAGUUUUAUGGUAGGAAAGCAAUGAAUCAGUCGACUGAGGCGCAAGGUGCUGCCUAUGACCAGAUCAAGGCCUUAUCACCUGCACGAGAUGGUGAGACAGUCUUGUUGCGUGCCAGGCUACACAAUUCACAGGCAAAGGGUGCCAAGAUGAGCUUUCUGCUGUUGCGACAGGAGCUGGAUUCGGUGCAAGCGAUUGUGCAAGCCAAUAAAGAGUCUGUUAGUACGCAAAUGGUCAAGUGGUGUGCAGGUCUGAGUCUCGAAUCGAUUGUGCUGGUUGAGGCUGUGGUGAAGAAGUCCCCCGUGGCUAUCCAAUCUGCCUCUGUGACGGAUGCAGAGUUGCACGUUACCAAGAUUUACCUCGAGUCAGAGGCACCCGACAAGCUGCCAUUCAUGGUGGAGGAUGCAUCACGCAGUGAACAAGCCAUCAAGGAGUCAGAGGAGAAUGCCAAGGAGGGCGACUCACACUAUGUGCGCGUCCAACUGGACACGCGUCUCAACAACCGUGUGCUCGACUUGCGAACGCCAACAAACCACGCCAUCUUCAAGAUUUCUGCUGGAGUACGACAAAUCUUUCGCGAGUUUCUCUACAAGCGCGACUUUAUGGAGAUUUCAACGCCGAAGAUUAUCGGCUCUGCGUCUGAGGGUGGCGGCAACUUUUUCAAGAUGCCGUACUUUAAGGAUGAAGCGUACCUGGCACAGUCGCCGCAGCUGUACAAGCAGAUGCUCAUCUCUGCCGACUUUCCACGCGUGUUUGAGACUGGGCCCGUCUUUCGUGCAGAAAACUCGUUUACACACAGGCACAUGACUGAGUUCACGGGACUCGAUUUGGAGAUGAGCUUCGAGAGGCACUAUCAUGAAGUGCUUGAGACGAUUGAGUCGCUGUUUAUCCAUUUGUUUACGGAGCUGAAGACGCGCUAUGCCAAGGAGAUUGAAACAGUCAAGAAGCAGUUCCCUGUGCCAGACUUUGUGCUACCUGCAGAUGGCAAGCCUGUACGAUUCACAUUCAAGGAGGCUGUUGAUAUUCUCAUCAAGCACGGCAUCCGUCAACCCAGCGAUGAAGCCUAUGUCACGGAUAUGGACACAACUGAAGAACGUGCUCUAGGGCCAGUGAUUCGCAAGGAGUACCACACUGACUUUUAUGUGAUUGACAAGUUUCCUACAGCGGUCCGGCCAUUCUACACGAUGCCGGACCCAGAGGACCCGACAUUCAGCAAUUCGUACGACUUUUUCCUGCGUGGAGAGGAGAUUUUGUCUGGUGCACAGCGUAUUCACGACCCCGUCUUUUUGAUGGAGCGUAUGCGUGCAUUUGGCGUGGACCCCGAGGGGCCUGGCUUGAAGGACUAUGUGGAUGGGUUUAAGCUUGGCUGUCCGCCGCAUGCUGGCGGUGGCAUUGGUCUUGAGCGAGUUGUGUUUCUCUUCCUCGACCUGGGCAACAUUCGGCGAGCAUCCCUGUUUCCGAGGGACCCGAAGCGUCUGUCGCCCUGAUCCUCUACGUACAAUAUGAUCAAAAUGCUGUGAUCUACUGAGGACUAAGUGAGUAACAUCAUACUAACAUGUGUCCGUGACGUCAUGGCCGGCCCUGCUGGAUGACGUGACGGCGGCCUGCCCAGC